This is a messenger RNA of Saprolegnia parasitica CBS 223.65, 1225 nucleotides long. RefSeq lists its product as hypothetical. The record is from RefSeq and is a predicted model, not a curated record. The transcript has 4 exons. Lineage: Eukaryota; Oomycota; Saprolegniomycetes; Saprolegniales; Saprolegniaceae. The coding region runs from base 45 to 1178 and encodes 377 amino acids.
CAACAAGACGCGAUUCGCCGCACGUUGCCUUUGCAGAUUGAACAAUGACACGGCACGGUUCGCGAAGCAAGCCAACUGCUACGCUCAAGGCGCUCGCGCCACGUGUACCUGGACCGCGCAAGGCCAUCGAGACGGUGGAUGCUUCGACGCCGCUUGCCGAUACGACGCCUCCUGCCAGCAUGACGCCGCCUGCCAGCACGGCGCCAACCAAGGCCAAGGAUACCCGGCGCCAAGAGUUCGCGAUCGAAAAGGCUGACGCCAAGAACGAGCCAAUGCAGUGGUCCGAAGCCACCGUCCGCAAGCUCUUCGAGCUGCGCUGCGAUCCUGCCCAAGCGUUCCGGUUCAACUCCAAGAACAACAUGAUCAAGAACUACGCCAACGAGUGCCUCGUGGCCGAGCUAAGCCGCGUUAUGGGCCGCAAGUUUACGGUCAAGCAAGUCUCAAACAAGAUGACGCGCAUGCGAGGUCAAUGGGCCCACUACAAGACGUCGAUGUUAGCUGGCAACGAGCCAGUGAUUCCCCCAGUGCACUUCGACAUUAUGGCCGAGUACUGGUCGGAGGAGCCUGGCGUGCAGCGCAAGCCGAAGGCCACGAGCGCGACGCUGCCGAGCGACGUGACGCCCGCCAAGAGAAGGAAAACGACAGACAGCGAGUCCGAGCCCGUCUACUGGUGCGAUGUAAGCGUUCGUAAGCUCCUGGAGCUGCGCUACGACCCCGACAUUGCGUCUCAGUUCGACUCCAAGAACAACAUGACAAAAAAGCUCGCGAAUCUGCGUCUGGCGGCCAAACUGAGCCAAUUUAUGAAUCGCAUGUAUACGGUCAAGCAGGUCAGCAACAAGAUCACGCGCUUGCGGGCUGCCUGGACCGCAUACCAGACCUCGAUCCUGCUAUCGCCUGAGAGCCCGCCCGACCCAGACACGCUUCCCGCGCACUUGGACAUUGCGAUGGCGUUCUGGUCUGACAAACCGACGUGCAACGCGACUCGUUGGCACCGUCGGACGAGCUCGACAACAGCAGCGACGAACACGGUCACAGCUCCUCUGAGAGCGAAGACGACGUUAUCACAAGAAAACGCAAGACGAGCGAGCACGGCGAGCGCAGUAACAAGAGGCCACGGUCCUCUGUCGACGCCGUGGAAGCUGGCGUCAGCAGCGUGUCCGCCGAGUUGGUGCCGAUGAGUCGAACUAUUGCCCAGCCGCUCGCCACCCCUCUACCAACGACUUCC